AUGCAAAUAGCUAUCCUUUUGGCUGCCUACUUCUACACGACAUCGUCUCUGCCGACGAAGACGACGACAACGACAAGGAAGCCUUCUGAUCCCGCUUCAGACGAAUAUGAAGAUGAUGGAGAAAGCUGGGAGUGCGGUACUGAUGAUUUGACCAAGUAUUUAAGCGAAAAUCAAAUUGAUUUGGAUUGUCCAAGUAUCAAAAGUAAGUUAUAACU
Strongylus vulgaris is the source of this 215-nucleotide messenger RNA. NCBI's taxonomy places the organism in Eukaryota, Metazoa, Nematoda, Chromadorea, Rhabditida, Strongylidae. The record is from the annotation of a GenBank genome assembly.